CUCUCUCUCUCUUUCUCUUGGGUUACGGGUUAUUCGAGAUAAAAAAAGAAAAUCACGGAAAACACGAUGCUAUUUGUGAAUGCUUGUCAGAAAAGUUUAGCCUAAAAAUUUAACGCCGUAUCAUACGUAAUUUCGUUAAAUAAUUUAAAAAAUGCGUCCAACGGUAAGAUAUCACUCUCUAUUUUUUAAUUAAAAUCUUCGUGAUGAAAACUCUUUAAGAGAAUAGCAAAUAUCGUAAUAUUCAAUAUAUUAACGACGUGAAAAACAUCAAGCAAGUUAUAAAAUAAAUAAAUUGCCUUAUGAUAAAGAUAGUAGCAGCGGAGAAGAAGGCAAGGCGAGAAGAAAAACAACGUGAGAUUGAAGAACGUGCCAAAAUGUUGAGAAAAGAACAUCUUAUGCGAGAAAUCGAGCUCGGUGCUCUAAACACAAAACGUUAUCGCACAUUAUGGCGAGAAAUGAUGAUGAGGAUCAAAAUGCCGCUAAUAGUCGAGGAUAUGGAAAUCGCAUGGCGCAAUUUCGAUCGAGCUGUUGACAUCAAGGAUUACAGAAUAAGUUUCUUAAUGGAUGCGUUAGACGAGGCCGAAGAGCAGUAUCAAAGGAACGUGAGAUCACACAUGGAGAUCAUAGAUCAACUGUUGGAAACGUAUAGGAAGAGAAUGCAACAUAAGGAGCGGAAUUAUCAAAAAAUCUUAUUUGAAACGGUCAACCAGGCGGACACUGAAGUCGGCAAAAUCGAUCGUCAAUGGAACGAGGACGAGAUCUUGAUAGAGUCAAUCAUUCGCGGCAUUGAGCGACAGCACGACGACUCAUUAGACAACAUCAAGAGCAUUACACUCAGUAAAAUCGACGCAUUCAUGCAAGAUAGCAAGGAUGUUUACAGAAUUUCCGCGGGUCAACUGGAGAAUCAAUUACGUAACUCGUGGGAUAAUCUACGACAAGUUUUGUCAGAUUACCAUAACAAAACGAUGAAUCGCCGAAAACGUUACAAAGCUAUCAAAGAGAAAGAUGAGAAAGAUCAGCAAGUGAUAGCACAGCAAUUAACGCGCACCGCAAAUCUCUUCGACGAGAUACGAAAACUUCGAGGCAAGAUAACAAUGUACGAUGUUACUGCUAAGAAGGACAUUUCUGAAAUUCUAAUGGAGCACAAUUUCUUCCAAAAUGCUUAUUCUACCAUGAAAAAUCGUUUACUUUCAGAGCAAACAAAAGAUCAAGAUCAAUUGAAGAUAUUGACGAUCGAAUACAACAAGGCGAUAAAGCAUUUAAAACGUCUUGUAACUAAGGGCCAACAACUGCUUACGUUGAUGCAAAUCUGUCGCAAGUAUGAAACGCAAGAAGAGAAGGUCAUUCCGUUUGUCUAUUGCACGGAGAUAGAAAACUCACUAACGCCCUCGUCGCAGCAAGUCUCUGUUCCAUCAGACUUUAACAUGAUCCAUCAGAUCAUGGAAGAUUAUCAAGAUUUGACGAAUUUCUGGCGACGAGUCGGCGCUGUGCAAGUAAUCACUAUGCAAUUGCGAUCGGAAAGGAAUAAAUUGAAGAGCGAGGCGAAUCGCUUGCGCGAAUGUCUUCAUUCUUACAUGACGCAGAAGGUAAGAGGAAAAAGUGGAGUAAAGUAUAAAAUAAUUUAAUGAUGUUUCCACCUCUGAG
Molecule: messenger RNA, 1644 nt
Organism: Odontomachus brunneus
Lineage: Eukaryota; Metazoa; Arthropoda; Insecta; Hymenoptera; Formicidae
Product: dynein regulatory complex subunit 2-like
Exons: 7
Coding region: 300-1625 (441 amino acids)
Biological process (GO): regulation of cilium movement; cilium-dependent cell motility; axonemal dynein complex assembly
Cellular component (GO): axonemal dynein complex; axoneme
Source: RefSeq, a predicted model, not a curated record